Ipomoea nil (Japanese morning glory) is the source of this 1129-nucleotide messenger RNA. Its product is annotated as protein OSB3, chloroplastic/mitochondrial-like. The record is from RefSeq and is a predicted model, not a curated record. Gene Ontology annotation, molecular function: single-stranded DNA binding. Bases 36 to 1019 code for a protein of 327 amino acids. NCBI's taxonomy places the organism in Eukaryota, Viridiplantae, Streptophyta, Magnoliopsida, Solanales, Convolvulaceae. Gene Ontology annotation, biological process: positive regulation of helicase activity; mitochondrial DNA replication. The transcript has a single exon. Gene Ontology annotation, cellular component: mitochondrial nucleoid.
UUGGUUUGAAACCCUACAACCCUAAAAUCCGCCACAUGAAAGCCAAACUGCAGGCACUCUUGGCUCUUCCUUCCACGCCAAUCGCUACAAGAACCGAGCUAAAAUGGAGAUUUCAUUAUGCCCUUUCGCUCUUUUCGUCACUAGAUCCUUCUAAUGAAAAACCGAUGAAUUUCCUUACAAAAGCAAUAUCAACCCAACUGUUCAACUCAUCUCCAUCGCCAACGCAAUCAAGAAAAUGCAUCGUCUUACUGCAAACCCUCACAGCCCUCCAACAAUCUUCUCUCUUUUCCUCCAAAUCGAGAGAACCCAGAGUGCAAAAAGCUCAAGAGCCCUCACCACUAACCUCACCAGUCUCGUUUAAUCCCCCAAAAGUGCCAAAACCCGAGAACGAAUCAAAGCCCCUCCCUUUCUGUGAAAUUCCCUUCCACUCAAAUGUUUCGAAUUCCGUGGAUCUGAUCGGUUUUGUUGACUGCCCAGUCCAGUUAAAGUCUUUGCCUGAUGGCAGGCGUGUGGCUAAGACUGUCAUACUUUCCACUGUUUCCAGCCCAUCUGUGUCGAUUCCUGUUGUGUUUCAAGGAGAUUUGGCUGCCAUCGCGGAGUUUCAUGUGAAGAAAAAUGACUGCAUUUAUGUUUCUGGGCAGUUGAGUAAUGGGAAUCAUAAUCAAAAGACUGUUCAUCUUCUGGUCCAAAUCAUGAACUUUGUGGUGGGUUUGAAGAGGAUUUCUGGGUUGGAAAAUGAGGACGAUGAUGAUGAUGAUGAUAUCUCUGUGAAGCAGAAAAAGGGUAACAAGAAAGGGUUCACCAGAAAAACUAUGAAUGUUGAGCAAGUGAGGAAUUGGAAGGACCUAAUCAAGAACCCAAAACAGUGGAAAGAUUAUCGUGGAAGAAAAGCUAAGGGAUCUGUGAAAACUAGACACCCAGAUUUCAAGAAUGAUGAGAGGUGUGUUUCACUCUGGCUUUCCAAUGCCCCAGAAUGGAUUCUUGAAGGACUUGAAGGACUGGAGUUCAGUGAUUCUUGAAGUUUAGAGUUCAGAUUGGAUUUUGUGUUUUGUAUUCUGUCAUUUCUAAAUAGAUCUUACAUUUUUACAUUUUGUAAAGAAUAUUAUAAAUAAUUGAGAGAUUAAAUUUA